Messenger RNA from Choloepus didactylus (southern two-toed sloth), 2132 nucleotides. It is a transcript of the gene PYDC1, whose product is annotated as pyrin domain containing 1. The coding region runs from base 1622 to 1891 and encodes 89 amino acids. NCBI's taxonomy places the organism in Eukaryota, Metazoa, Chordata, Mammalia, Pilosa, Megalonychidae. The record is from RefSeq and is a predicted model, not a curated record. The transcript is spliced from 5 exons.
GGAGUUAACAGUUUGCUGACUGCCCUACAGAAUUUGGACUCAUGCAUACCCACAGUUGCCAUUGAGCACACAGCGAGACCCGCAGCCCUCCUUGCCCACAUCUGUCUCCAGCAGAGAGGUCUCCGAGGGGUCUGUCAGGGUCUGACAACGGGCUGAGGUCUCCUCUGGGAGGAGGGUCAUCCAGGGCUCACCAUGAGAAACUCGGUCUGCGGCUUGUCGGCCACCUCUUCCAGCACCUUCUCCAUCUGCCGCAGCUGCUCCAGGUAAGAGCCCAGGCCCGCCACCUCCCGCCGGAGGGCCACCCCCGCCUCAUCCCGCACACGCUCGGCCUCGCUCUCCAGGGAGGACUCCAGUGCUGCCAGGAACACCCGCAUCUUGCCCAGCUGCUCCCCCACGGCCCCCCGGAAACGACGCACAGUCUCCUGCGGGGACAGACAAGAUAGAGCACUUGGCUGGGAACCUCAAGCCUGGACCCCAGUCCCCAGGCUCCGGCCCACCGUGCCCCUCACCUCCACCUCCAUCAGCUGAUGCUCCAGCACAGACCGGCUUUUCUCCUUGCGCAUGCAUGCCUCCUGCAGCUGCAGUUUCUGCUGCGGGAGCUGUGUCUGGGGGUGGGCCAUGAAGAGGUGAUGGGGAGACUGCCCCCUCCCCAACCGCACACUUCCCCCACUAAACCUGCCCUCUCUGGCUCAGCCUCAAUGCCAGUUCCUCCCCUAGCCAGGACAGGCUAACAUCCUACCAUUCCCCAAAUCCACUCACCUGCCCGCAGGCCUUUGCCUGUGCCCAUUCCCGGGGCCUGGAAUGCCUUCUCCUCCCCUUGGUGGGUUUUGUUGUCCCCACUCUGGGUUAGCCUCCCCUCCCCCCAUCACCUUGGCAGUCAGGCCCUCCCACCCACCACCCACCCCAGCACAGGUCUUUGUGAGAAUGACAAACACAAACGCGGCCAUCAGGUCUCUCUACCAGACUGGUGAGCACAGGCCCUGGCACCCAGCAGGCUUCAGGGUAUGUGCCAGGAGGAAUUCAACCUCUCCGUAUUCCUGACCUUCCCCCCAUACUUAAAGGCAGAAGAUCAGCAAAACAUCCCAGCCAGCCUCCCUGCUCUCCCGUCAGCUCUGGGGCAGGCAGUUUCAUCAAACCGGCUUCUGACAGACCAAAUACACAGUGUGAGCCGGAUCCUACCCAGGGCUGUCACUUUGCAACUCCUGAAAUGCAGGGACAGGGGAGCUCCUGACAGCCCCCCACUGGAGCCUCUCCUGGCCAGGGGGGACGUGGCCCUGGAAGCAGACAGUGCAGGGUUCGUCCUGCCUCCACGGCUUCCAGCCUCAGCUUCCUCCUCCGCAGAAUGGGAACAGGGAUUCCUGCAGUUGUGUCCCCACCCUGCUCUUGAGAAACCGGGAGACCCCAGCUCUCCCCUUGGAAAAGUUGCCUGCCAGGGCGAGUCCCCACCCUGUGGGGGCUGCAGGGUUGGGCCACAGGGUUGGACCCAGGGCUCCCCUGGCGGGCAGCCAGCUCAGUCUCCUCCCCAGUUCAUCCUGGGGAACGAACUGGGGAGGAGCGGCAGGGCGGGCCGGGUGGCUCAGAGCACAGACCGUUGGAGGUUCAGAGGCAGCAGUGCUGAGCCAUGGGGAGGAAGCGGGAUGCCAUCCUGGAGGCGCUGGAGAACCUGACCUCUGAUGAGCUCAAGAAAUUCAAGCUGAAGCUGGGGGUGGUGCCGCUGCGCGAGGGCUUCCGGAACAUCCCGCGAGGGGCUCUCGGACCGCUGGAUGCCGUGGACCUCACAGACAAGCUGGUCGCCUUCUACCGUGAGGACUAUGGCGCCGAGCUGACAGCAGCCGUGUUGCAGGACAUGGGCAUGCAGGAGGAAGCGUCACAGCUGCAGGCGGUCGCAUAAAGAUGGGAGAAGUUGGAAGUUCUGGGAUCAUCAGCAAAGGUGUCUGGGGGCCAAGGAAAGGAGCAGUGCAACUCUGAUGUUUGUAGGCAAAGACAACCCCCCCCAGAAGCCUACCAGGAAGACAACGAGAACAACACCACCUCGAGGAGCAACGGCCCCUCUGUGCCCCCAAGCAGUUACCCUCCUGCCCUUGAACCUAUCCUUUAUUAUUUUACAGCCCAAUAAAUAUUUUAUGACAGAC